AUGCGUGAGAAACGACGGUGGCUUGACCUGCUGGUGCGCGAGUCAGCAUUGAGUUACCAGAAAGAGGCAACCAAUAUGGCGCGUGAGACGCCAGUCCCGAUCGACGAUCGACCGUCCACAUGUCUCUACUCAUCGUCUCACGAUCGAUACGACAAGAGGGUUCCAAGUACAGGAGCUUCUGACCAGUUCUUUUUUGCGUGCAUGUUUUUCCGUGUCUUUCGAAUAGCCACGAGGAGCUUGCGACGCAGCUGUUCUCAGCAGCCAUCCGACAUGUCCGUGGCUGUCUCUUCCAAGGUCGGAUUACAAUGUGCAAAUUGUGCCUCUUGUCCCUUCCUCGUACGUUCUCAGUCGAGAGGGCGUGUCUUCUUCGCACGCGCAACAAAGUCGCUUGAGCGUCGAAUAGCCUCGUCUAGUUCCUCAAUUUGGACGUCCAGUCUACUGGCUGUGCUUUUGCACGAGCGCCACAUUGUUGACGCCCCACGGCUAGAUGGAUACCUCCUGCCAUCUGCACAUACCACGUAA
Messenger RNA from Peronospora matthiolae, 522 nucleotides. The record is from the annotation of a GenBank genome assembly. Lineage: Eukaryota; Oomycota; Peronosporomycetes; Peronosporales; Peronosporaceae.